CAACGUAAAAUACAGCUCUGUGGGUGACAAGAGGAAAAAAACACAUUGUAAACUUAAUAAUUCUGGGAAAAUAUGGAACAAGUUAUCCGGAAAUCCAUUAAGAGGGAGAGCCCCAGCGAAGAGGAGUUCUUGGAGGAGGACCCAGCGGAACUAGAGGUGGAAAAGCCAGAGCACAGCGGCAGUUCCAAUGGGGAGAGCGACGAGGAAGGUCAGCAGGAUCAAAAGAAAGUGGACUCCAUCAUCGCCGAGAUGGACGAGGAGAAGGACAAGGAGCAGGAGGCGGCAGGAGGGCAGGAUAAGGAGAGCGAGGAGGACUUUCGCAGGAUGUAUGAACUGAGUCUUCUCUCGCCGGCUGCCAUGGCAGCCCAUAUCCAGCGCCUGGAGAAGGAGCUCUACGAGCUGAGCCAACGCGAGGCCAGGGAACUCAACCGCAGCAAGCACCUGCGCAUCUUCGGCAACUCCCGGCGUCGCUCCAACAAGUAAACAAGUGGCAAAUCUGCUUACACUGCGUUGACUUUGAUGGUAUCAAAUAAA
Drosophila subpulchrella is the source of this 534-nucleotide messenger RNA. RefSeq names its product retrotransposon-like protein 1. The coding region runs from base 73 to 483 and encodes 136 amino acids. Gene Ontology annotation, biological process: regulation of DNA-templated transcription. Gene Ontology annotation, cellular component: DRM complex. The record is from RefSeq and is a predicted model, not a curated record. The transcript is spliced from 2 exons. Lineage: Eukaryota; Metazoa; Arthropoda; Insecta; Diptera; Drosophilidae.